GAGGCCGAAUAAUAAUAAUAAUAAGUGUUUGCUUUCAUUUAGAGAUUUCCUUAAAGUGCUGUGUCUCAAAACGCGCAUCGGCAUGAACACUGAACUGAUACAUAUAUUUAUUUUUAUGACUCUGCAAACGUCUAUGUUACAUGUAAGUUCAUGUAUGCAUUAAACAAUAUAUUCACUUUGAAGCGAGUGGACAGUCACACGUCAUUUACAUUACAGCAUUAUUACCCUCCUGGGAGUUCUUUUAAAGACAAACAUAAAAUGAAAAUAAAGGUUUCAAUAACACUUUUACGUUUAGUUCGAGCGAAAGGAAAUUUUUGCCCAAAAAGUGAGCACUUAAAUUAAUGAAGUAGGAAGCGGAAGUAGCAUCAUGUACAUUUCCGGUUAUCCGCUGUCGCUCACACAACAACAUGUCAGUUGCCAAGUCAGCUCGGUCUUCAAAGAGGUCUCUCAAAAGUGCGCCGCCUCCGCCGCCUCCACCACCACUACACGCCGCUCUGCCGUUCACAGAUGAUGAAAAGUACCAUCCAGUUCAAGAGACAGGAUCAGCACCACAGGCACCUGAGCCGGACCUGCUUCCUGCUCCGUCGGGUGAGGACUUUGGCUGCCCAGUCCAGGAGACCCAGCCUGCACCACAAACACUCCCGGAUCAGCCACCCCGGAGAGAAGACGAUCAACGUUAGAUGGAUGGAGGCGACGACAACCACAUCAUGUGACACCCAAAGAACAGAAAGUGUGUGGGUUUCACACUCUCCGAAGAACUGUUCAGACAAAUGAGACUUGCAUCAUAGUAAUGGAAGCCAAACCAAAUCUUCAUGCUGAGCAGAGUAAAAAAGUCAACACUCCCAUUGAACCUGCUGGAAACCAUUUUACAAGGUUUUGAAAUGGUUCAACUUUGAAAGUGAUGAGGUCAUCGUCACUUACCGCUUCUUAUUGAAGCACAGUUGUCUUUAUCGCUUAAGUCAGUAACUCACUGAAAUGGUGAGAAGUACGAGCCACUUUCUUGGUUCACUUUCUGAACCGAUUCGGCCUUUGCAGCCCUUACUGAAGCUCCACUGUGCUGUUUGCAGCAGGAGUCAUGCACUUAGCAAAGUGGCCAAUCGGAUGUGUCACUGGAUCUUCAGGUUUAUGCUGUAUGAACUGUGAAAAGUGAAAAAAACUGACAGUGAAAGUUAUGACCUCCAAUUCACACCUACCCUGUAGCUGAAAGUUACCUACCCCAGGAAACUCAGGGUUCCCAGUUUGUUUAUCCCUCUGCUAAACAAUUGGCUCUUUUUUUAGUGAACAAAAUAUUUAACAUUAUGUAAAAACAUUUAUGAGCCUACGGUUGUAUGUUUGACCCAAACUGGACUUACUGUGACCUGUAAAGAGGAUUGUGCCUUCAAGUGGUUGUCAUUAGUAAUCACUGCUUCAGGAGUUACAAUGCACUACGAUGUGUUCACUGCUUGAAUUGAAAUGGCUUAUUUUUUUGCAUGGCUUUGCACAGAACAGGUGAAUGAUAAUAGCUGGAAUAAUACAAGGGGUGUAACGGUUCAUGAAAACUUCAGUUGGGUUAGCUUUAGCAUUAAUUGGUGCAUUUUUUCUUUUAUUUUACACUAAUACUUGAACACAAAAUGAGAUUUUGGAGAAAGAUUCCAGUAAAGCCAGUCUAAUGUAAUAUAGCUUACAGCAGAGGACAUAAGCACUGAUGCCGCCUCGCUCACUAUUUUAGGUCGUCUUCGUGUGCUGCAGUGACAACACUCUUCCGUCCAAGUUAACACACUCUCGGAUCCUAACUUACUAAAAAGAUUUUUUUUUACUGUAGCAGAGCACUUAAAACGGAGGACAUCCGUUUUGUUUCGUUGCCACUUAAAUCUGGAAAUGAACUCCACGAUUCAGCUCCUGAACCAGUCACGUUGUACAGCCAGUUAUUGGAGCACACGUGGGUUACGCUUCUCAAAAUUGCCUCCAGGAUUACUCGAUACACGCAGUCUCGACACAGAGCACACAUGACUUGGGAUCGUUCAUCUUGAGAUUUGUUGCAGCUCCUAAGCCACUUGCUGUCUGUUGUGUGCUUCCGUCGGCGGACAGUGUGGGAGUGUAUAUUAAAGCACUGUUCUGCGUGACCUUACUGGCCCUGUACCGAGUUUGUGUACCAGUAGACCCUUAAUAUGCAUGUUAAUGCUUUCGCAAUGAUUUUAUUCUAUUGUAUUCAUCAUUUUAAUGCCAAAUAUGCUAUUUUAAUAAAAAA
Synchiropus splendidus (mandarinfish) is the source of this 2227-nucleotide messenger RNA. Its product is annotated as splicing factor, arginine/serine-rich 19-like. The coding region runs from base 408 to 680 and encodes 90 amino acids. NCBI's taxonomy places the organism in Eukaryota, Metazoa, Chordata, Actinopteri, Syngnathiformes, Callionymidae. The transcript is spliced from 4 exons. The record is from RefSeq and is a predicted model, not a curated record.